Prunus persica (peach) is the source of this 1716-nucleotide messenger RNA. RefSeq names its product putative F-box/LRR-repeat protein At3g59160. Bases 224 to 1693 code for a protein of 489 amino acids. The record is from RefSeq and is a predicted model, not a curated record. The transcript is spliced from 5 exons. Gene Ontology annotation, molecular function: protein binding. Lineage: Eukaryota; Viridiplantae; Streptophyta; Magnoliopsida; Rosales; Rosaceae.
AGUUCGUCUUCUUACCAUUUUCAUUAAAAGGGAUCCUUCUCUCCUCCCGUUCCCAGUGUAUAUAGGCCGCUCGAUCCUAGCGUACAAUAUCUGCUCGCUUCUCUUUAAUUAAGAAAGAAUUAAUCUAUAACAAAAAUAAUACUCCAAACAGGGAAAAGAAAAACAGUAGGAAAGGCAGUCAACAUUCAUCUUCACUGCUGUUCAACUUUACACGCGAAGGCCAAUGGAUGAAAGUGCAACUUUAGCCACUGGUGAGGAGGGCGAGAGCAAGGAUUUGAUUAAUGAGUUGCCAGAUUGCAUCUUGUCAUCCAUAUUUUCAUUGUUAACCUUGAAAGAUGUAGUGGAUGCCACUAGCAUGGUAUCACCUCGGUGGAGGCGUCUAGUGUUGCAUCCAAUACUAACAAGGCUCAAUCUUGAAUUCGACAUUCCAAACGUUUUUGGAAUCAGCAUUGAUGAUGAUGCUUACUGUGAUGACGACGACCUGAUUGUUGAUAAACUUCCGAAACAAGACUUUAUAAGAUGUGUGAACAAAGUUUUGCAGCUCCACCAUGGCAAUAAGGUAGACUCUUUCAAAGUGAAAUUCUACUUCAACAGAGAAUCUACCGCCAUUCUUGACGAAUGGAUUCGCUUUGCAAUCACAAAGGGAGCUGAAGUGCUUUACCUUCAUUUCAGUCAUUGCUCGAAAGCAGAAAAAGAAAAUUAUUAUGAUUUCCCCUGCUGGUUGCUUGCAGAGCUGAGGCCAUCAACUCUAAAAAAUUUGUCACUGACCGGAUGUGUUCUAAGACUUCCACCCAGUUUUGACAGAUUCAGUCAUCUAACAACUCUUUAUAUGUGCGAAGUUAUCGUAGACAACAUUUCUCUGGCACGUCUCUUAUCUGACUGUUUGCUCCUUGAAAGCUUGACCUUGGAUUAUUGCUGGGGUGCCUCGGAGUUGAUGGUUAAAGGUCCAUCACUUCGUCUCAAUGAUUUGAAAGUGGUCCAUUGUUAUGAUAUGCAAAGAGUUGAUAUUUCUCUAGUAAAGCUUGCUUCCUUGGAGAUCUUGAGUGGAAGUUUACACAUGAAUCUUUCCAUCAAACCUCCAUAUCCAGCAAAAAUUUCUUUUGAUUCGAUUCUUCACUUUAACUUAUGUGCUCAACUAACCCAAUUUGCAUCGUUUUCUGGGCUUGAGACUCUUCAUCUGCAACUGGAGAUGCUGAGUCAUGACGAAUUGCCCCGAAGCUUACCAACGUUUAGAGACCUCAAGAAACUGGAGGUGGAUCUGUUUUCGCCGAAAGCUGACUUCGCGGGGGUUCUGAAUCUUCUCAAGGCUACACCUUUUCUGGAACAACUUGUAGUAUCGGUAUUGCAUGUAUGGGGUGCUUGUUUCGAUGAUAGUUUCUGUGAGGAUGAACAAGAGAUACGAAAAUUUUCGGGGCUGAAACAUAAUCAUCUGAGAAAAGUUAAGUUGCAGGCAUUUCGAAGUACGCCGUACGAGAUUGAGUUUGCCAUUUCUAUCUUGAAGAACACAACAAAGCUCGAGAUCAUGGAAAUCGAUCCAUUUGGAGAAGUAUAUCUGGGCGCCGGAGUGUGGUGCAAGGUCAUGGGCAUAUACGGUCAAUAUACAUCAAACUCAUCUUGGGAAGAAAAUGACAGAGCACUUGUACAAGAGAAACUAAAGGAAGUAAAGACUGAUGCCAGAAUUAUAAUUCUGUAAUGAUUUUAUUGAAACUUUAAUUA